CAGUUGUCUGACUAUCUGGGACACGAUAAAGUUUAUCUAAGUAUAUAUGAAUCAAACAGCAAAGACAAUACAAAAGUUCUUUUACAGGAGUUCAAUAAAUCACUCAACGAUUUAGGCAUAAGCCACACUGUCAUCACAGAUCAAUCUACUGUUAAACCAACGUUGGUCGGAAAUGAAAGGAUUGGCUAUCUCGCAGGAGUUCGCAAUAAGACCUUAGAACCACUGACGAAGGAAUUAGAUGAGAAAUUCAAAAAAUUCAAAAAAAUAGUAUUCUUUAAUGACGUCUUUUUCGAUUGGUUUAGCGUAGUUAGACUACUGAACACCCGCAAUGGUGAUUAUGAUCAAGUUUGCGCAUUCGAUUACUUCAAGAUCGGUGUAUACGAUACCUGGGUAACUAGAGAUACCUGUCAACGUAGAGUUAAACCAGUUUGGCCACAUUUUCAAGAUAAGCACAGCAUAAACUUACUUCGUCAAGAUAAGCCAAUUCCUGUAAACAGUUGCUGGAAUGGGCUUACGGCAUUCGAUUCAAAAUGGUUCGUAGAGGGUCGUCAAGAGGAUAUCACUCCCGUUCGGUUUAGAAUACUCGAUGAAUGCGUAGCUUCUGAAUGUUUGAUGUCUAGCUACGACAUCCACUUGCAAUCUGACAAGCAGCCCGACAUAUACAUGAACCCACAAGUGCCAACUGCCUACGAAAGGCCAGUCUUCCAAUUGAGAGCCAGAUUGGUUAAUCUUUCACUCACUCGUCCAUACCUUACCUAUCGUUAUUGGUUUGAAGAGAGGUUGUUUGGAUGGCUGACUGCAAUAGGUAGGAAGGAGGAAACCUGC
This is a messenger RNA of Wallemia mellicola CBS 633.66, 825 nucleotides long. RefSeq lists its product as hypothetical. The record is from RefSeq and is a predicted model, not a curated record. The annotation marks the transcript as partial. The transcript has 2 exons. Lineage: Eukaryota; Fungi; Basidiomycota; Wallemiomycetes; Wallemiales; Wallemiaceae.